This is a messenger RNA of Porites evermanni, 1036 nucleotides long. NCBI's taxonomy places the organism in Eukaryota, Metazoa, Cnidaria, Anthozoa, Scleractinia, Poritidae. The record is from the annotation of a GenBank genome assembly.
AUGAAUUUCGCAACCAAGAUCUUCAUCGUUCUGACUGUCAUCUGCUUGUCUGAAUUUAGUCAAGCAAGACGAGGUAAGUUAGCUCAGAUUGACUUCAUUUCCUCUCCUAAAAUCUUAGUUAAAAGAACUUAAAUAUUUUGUAUUUACCACGUAGGAAUUUCAUUGAUUUUUGCCUCCGGAAUUUCGGUGGGUGAAUGUAAUGUUACGAAUCUCUGGACUUUUUCCCUCUCUCGCGUUCAACCACAACAAAUACCACAAUUAGGCAUGUUCGUUUUAUUGAAUCGCUCAAUUCAUUGAAAAACAUAUGUGUAUGCUGUCAAUAGAUUUCAUGAGACGUAAUUGCUGUAAACUGUAACCUUUCGAAAUGGCGCGCAAUGGGUUUUUUUUGUGAACGUGAUUUACAUUAUCAUUAAAUGAACAGCGGGCCUGAGACAAAAGGUUUGAAGUUCGUGUAUUGUUAGAGUUGAUCUGGCAUAAAUAUAUUCAUCCUUUUAUUAAGCGAAAGACCUCAGUUAUAUGGGUUUUGAAUAACAUCCAAAACACAAAAAAAAUGAAAAAUAAAAGCUUAUUUUUUUGUGUGUGUGUAGGAGGAAAGCAUCGCAAGAAUCCGGAAAAGUCGAACACGUCAAAGCUGGAUGUGCAGAAUGCGGUCAAUGGAUCGGUAGCUAUUGGGGCAGAGCAUGUAAACUCAACAGUUAGUCCGUCGACCGGUCCUCGCCGUCCACAGAAGGUGAAAAGUAAUGUGCUACGAAAAAUGUCGCAUAGGCGCCACAUGGAGAAACGCUGUUGCAGAAUCGGCUACCGUGCUGCAGAACGGAGGCUUUUUUGUAGAGUGGAUCGACAGUACAGUUCAAAAUACCGGAAUAUGAUUCAUUAUGCCAGGCAAAGAUUUCAAUAUACUGGUAAGCCGUCGCGUGGAAUGCAACGCCUUAUCCAGCAAUUUGAACGGCACUGCCUCAAACCCCAGCUAAAGGGAGUGUUCUACAAGUGCUGUCUUGACGGAAUCUACUCGGUUCUCCCGAAAGGCGGACAGUAA